CAAAAUUUCUGCUUCCCGUUUCAAAAGUGCAUCCUUGUCUGUGUUCACCAAAACAAGUACUUACUAAAAUUAAUUAUUAAAUGUUUAUCAGAUUGUUGCUAAAUUAAUGUUUUACUAAUUUGAUAUUCAUUAUGAAUAGCAUUAUUGAUAAUGCUGGUGCUUUUUGAAAAGUUGACACUAACAUAUGAUAAGUUCAGGACAAUGGACACCCAAGAUCGGCUGUUCAAUUAUUUCAAAACCGUAGCCGGUAAUAUGUCAGGAUUGGCUUGAUUAAUUCUUCUACUUGGUCUCAAAAACUCGAGCUAAAUAAAAGGCUGGGACUGCAUCUACAAAUGCCACUGUCCAAUGUGCCACGUAUUUCUGUUCCCUCCCUGAACCUGUCCUCGUCGCCCUUUCCUCGACCUGAUGGGCAACUGUGUGGCCCGAGAUAUUCCUGAUCCCCAAACAGGCCUUACACCUAAUCACAUUAAUGCUGUUAGACAAAACUGGAAAUUGAUAGAAAAGCGACUUCCAGAAUAUGGGCUGGAGCUGUUUGUUGCGUUUAUUACUAAACACCCUGAAUGGCUGCCGUUAUUUCCUUUUCUCAAACCAUCGGAUAUGGCACGACUCAGCCAGACACCGCGUCUAAAAGCAUUUGGAACGAUAGUCUUAAGAAAACUCGGUGAGCUCUUGAGUAUGCUGGAUAGCCCUCCAAAACUAAUAGGAGAGCUCUUGCGCCAAGGCGCGAAUCAUCGAUCCCGCGGUUUGGCCCCGGAAAACUUCCAAGCACUCCAACAUGACCUAAACGAACUGUUCGUCAAAGUUUGCGGACCGGAAUUCGAUAUCGAAGCUUGGGAUGCCGUGCUCACCCUGAUUAUGACCGGUAUUGAAGAAGGACUCCGGCAAGCCAAAGACAAGGAUGCAAAAUACAUGUAACGUGAUCAGAUGUCUCAGCAAUUAUUCUAGAAUCGCAUGGAUACACACUACAGCUGCAAGCAAUUAUGUUUCAGUUUUGUGCUAUAAAGUUCACGGCUGGUUGAAUUGUGCGUUAAGAUAUGUGUUGUAAUUACAUGACAGUAAAGGACGAAAAUUGGCUUGAAUUACCUGCAUUACCCUAGGCAUUUGAUGCGAAGUUGUGCG
Molecule: messenger RNA, 1119 nt
Organism: Paramacrobiotus metropolitanus
Lineage: Eukaryota; Metazoa; Tardigrada; Eutardigrada; Parachela; Macrobiotidae
Product: extracellular globin-1-like
Exons: 2
Coding region: 406-915 (169 amino acids)
Molecular function (GO): oxygen binding; heme binding
Source: RefSeq, a predicted model, not a curated record